UGAUGAUUCACUUAAUUUCACUCCGUACUAGAAAGCAGAGAGAGAGAGAGAGGAGAAAGAAGAAGAAGAAGGUGAUCGAUUCUUGUGGGAAGUUUAGUUGGUUCUUAUUUUUACAUGAAAACAACUUCGCGUUUACUGCCUCCCCCGCUAAUUUCUCAAAGCUAUUGAAUCUGGUUAUUAGUAAAAUGGAUUCGGAGGUCCUCAACACUGCAUCUGUUUCUGAAGAAGUUCAUGCUGGUGAAUUGGAGGUGGAAUCAAAUUAUAUAGAUUCUCUUGAAGUUAUGUCCUCCAGUGGAGACAUUAUGCGAGAACUGGAGAACGUUGGGGAACUUUUGACAAAGGUUGAGUUGGAUUUAGCAUGUUUCUCUGAGAAACUCCUAAAUUUGGAUAUACUUGUAAUGCACGUGGGAGCAAGGGAAAGUGAUUUUGAAGCUUUUGUUUCGGAGAAGGAGAGCACAAUUGGUGAUUCUGCCAAGAAGGCCCUUGAAUUUGAUCUUUUAUCUGGAAUUUUGGAGUCAGAGGUGAAAGACCUAGAUAAUUUUAUAGUAACUCUCCGAGUGGAAAUUGAUAAUGCUCGCGAAAUGACUAUUUCAUCAAAGCAUUAUGGGGAAGCUUUCGAGUACAUGCAAGAAAAGUUAACGGACUGUGUAAAAUCUUUUGACCAGUCAUUGGAGCAGGUUUCAGAAAUGAGGGUGCAAUCCAACAACUUCCAAAGGACAUUGUUAACUUGUUCUGAAGGUGACAAGGACAUCGACUCUGUCGGAAAUGGUUAUUCUUCAGAUUUGAACUCAAAGAUAAAGAUGCAGACUGCUGAACAGCAGAGGCAUAUCUUGAGAAUGUUUGAAAAGUCUUUGGCAAGGGAACUGGAUCUUGAGAAGAAGCUAACUGACUUGAGACAAAGUGAGGAAAUUUUGAAACUUAAGCUGCAACAAGACAUUUUUUAUAUGGAAGAAGAAAAUGAGGUUGCUUGGGAAAAGUUGUUUGAGGCAGAAAAUUCUGCUGAGGUCCUUUUGUGGACGUCAAAAGAUUUCACGAGUCAACUCCAGAUAGUAAAGUUUAAUCUAAAUGUUAGUGUCCAGAGAGAAGCAGGGUUGAGAUCUCAGUGUCAGGAGUUAAGUAAACAGUUGACAAUGAACAAUGUUGCUCUACGGAAAUCUGAGGGCAUGAAUGCAGAACUUGUGGCUAAGUUGACUUCAACUGAGAAACAAGUGAAGGAAUCUGAAUUGCAGCUCUUUAAUUUGAAGGGUUCUGCAGAAAAACAAAGGGAAUCACUCUCUAAAAUUCAUGAACUGGAAGAGCUUGUCUGUCAUUUGAAAGAAAAGGUUUCCGAAGCAGAAAAAAGGGCUGAUGGUGCAGAAGCUGAAAGCAAAUUGCUAAGGCAUACCAAUAUGGAACUUAAAAAAGAUAGUAAUAGUAGUACUUUGGAGACAGUAAAUCUACUUGAAAGGCAAUUGAGAGAGACUGAUGUUCAGCUACAACAUGCAGUUGCAUCUGCUGAAGCAAGUCAGGAGAAGCAAAGCAUGUUAUAUUCGACGAUCAAGGAUAUGGAAGAUUUGAUAGAAGAUCUCAAAUCUAAAGUCUCAAAAGCUGAAAGUCGGACUGAGAGUGCUGAAGAAAAGUGUAUAAUAUUGUCAGAAACCAACUCAGAUCUAAAUGACGAGAUAAAGUUUCUAAGGAACAGAAUGGAGUGCUUGGAUGCAUCACUACAUCAAGCUGAGGAGACAAAGAGAGCAACUGCAAAGGAUAUUGGUAUCCGGACUAAGUUGAUAACAGAUCUUAUCAUGAAGUUGGCUCUGGAAAGAGAACGGCUGCAUAAGCAGAUAUCUUUGCUAACGAAGGAGAAAAAGUUUCUUUUAAAGCGUCUACAGCACAUGAGCAAGGUCAUUCUAGAAACUAACAGUGACGCAACUGGACCCUCAAAUACCAGUCAUGAGGUUGGUUUUUUAUUCUUUACACUGUACGUUGUUGCAUUUGAUGCGCUAAAUUUGAAAGCAGAAUGCACCUUAGUUUCUCAUAGUCAGCUCAAGGAGAGGAUUGUUAUUUAUGAGGAUUUUCUUGACAAUGCAAAUAAAGACAAGCCCAUGGGCACAGCUGGGGUCGGAGUAGCCAAAGAAACAUCCGAUCUCGACUCUGUGAGGAAUAUAGAUGCAAGUCAACUUAAAUCCAAGUGUGUCCUGGUGGCAGUUUUUGUGAUGGUGAUUGCAACUCUAAUAGCUGCCCUUUUUCAGCAUCACAGUGACUGUUUGUGAAGUAGGUAAACCGGACCUCAUCCGAUAUCCUGAAUUUUGUGCCAGCCAUAGUGGGAAGAAAUUUUGGCCGCAUCAUAGCUAUCUUGCGCAUUUUGCCUAUUAGCUACGUAGAGGACGUUGUUUUCAUGGUUAGGAGUGCUUAAAUGAUGUGGUGAUGCUCCUUUUAUGGUGUUUUGUUAUCUUCCUCUUUUGCUCUGAUGUAACUUGAACUGUAGUAUUAUGCUCACCUACUGAGUAGCUUGAGCGAGGAAGAGAAAAAGCAUGAACUACUUAGCCACGAGGUAGGAAGUUUUGUUGCCAUCGCGUAUAUAGUUUUAAGAAGCUGAGUCGGU
Messenger RNA from Coffea arabica (coffee), 2581 nucleotides. The record is from RefSeq and is a predicted model, not a curated record. NCBI's taxonomy places the organism in Eukaryota, Viridiplantae, Streptophyta, Magnoliopsida, Gentianales, Rubiaceae.